This is a messenger RNA of Arabidopsis lyrata subsp. lyrata, 1361 nucleotides long. Its product is annotated as DNA-directed RNA polymerases II and IV subunit 5A. Lineage: Eukaryota; Viridiplantae; Streptophyta; Magnoliopsida; Brassicales; Brassicaceae. Gene Ontology annotation, biological process: DNA-templated transcription. The transcript is spliced from 5 exons. Gene Ontology annotation, molecular function: DNA binding; DNA-directed RNA polymerase activity. Gene Ontology annotation, cellular component: RNA polymerase I complex; RNA polymerase III complex; RNA polymerase II, core complex. The coding region runs from base 681 to 1316 and encodes 211 amino acids. The record is from RefSeq and is a predicted model, not a curated record.
UUUUGCCAAAGAAAAAUUCUCUUAAGUUUGCAUUGUUACUUGUAAAUAGAUUAGCUCACUAACUAAAACUAUGUAUAUUACUAGCUCAUAUAUCUUGUCUUAUUUCUAUUUUCUCGAAACUCGAAACCCCAUCGAUCUAGGCAUCUAGCCAUGAAUGAGCAGGUUGUCUCGGAUAGAAAGGGUUUGCUAGGCCAUAAUGAGGCCGGGAAUUAAUCCCAAAGUACAACGAUAAUGAUUUUUUGAUUUAUUAAUUUUUUUGCACGUUUUAAAAGUUCUCGGGACCAAAUUGAAACGGAUUCAAACUUUAGGAACGACUUUUCAAAAUACGACUUGAGACCAAUUCAUAUUCUGAAGAUUUGUUUUGAGUUGAAAAUCUUUUUAAAAAAUUGACAUUUAAUUGGAUUUCUGACGCGUUGAAUCUGGAUUAAUAGACACAUCCAGUUUCGUACUUGCCUUUUAUUUUUCUUUUUGGCAUCGAAUUUAUAUAUAUUAUGAUUAGGAAGAGAAACUAAGGGCAUGUUUCCAAUUAGUUAUACUUCAAACCGACAUAAGUAUGCUUAGGGUUUCGCAGCCGCUUUAAAGAGAUCCCUAUCUCCUUUGCUAUUUUGCGUAUUUCGUACGGGCUUCCCUCCUCUCCCUUCGUUUUCUAUCCUAAAUUUCAACAUGUAAUAGGUGAAAAUAUGGCUCUAACGGACGAAGAGAUCAAACAACUGUUCCUAGUCCAGCGGACAUUGAUGCAGAUGCUGAAGGAUCGUGGCUACUCUAUUGAGGAUUCUGAAAUUACAAUGACUCUAGGAGAGUUUAUUGAGAAAUAUGGUGAAAAUAUGAAAAGGAAGGCUCUUGUUACUCUCAAAGCUAAGAAAAAUGAUGACAAUGAUAAGCUCUAUAUUUUCUUCCCUAAUAAGGCCAAAGUUGGAGUCGCGGAUAUGAAGAAGUACAUAAACCGGUUGAAAUCUGAAAACGUUUUCAGAGCAAUUUUGGUGAAGCAAGAUAUAAAAGAAUUUUCUCGCCAUGCUCAGCUUUCUAUAGGUGCAGCCUAUCCAAAAUUUAAUAUUGAAGUUUUCCAGGAGAAGGAAUUGAUAGUGAACGUUAACCACCAUGUUUUUGUUCCUGAGCAUCAAGCUCUUACCACUGAAGAGAAGCAACAAUUUCUGGAGAGAUACACAGUGAAAGAGAACCAGCUUCCAAGGAUUCACGUGACUGAUCCAAUUGCAAGAUACUUUGGACUAAAACGUGGCGAAGUCGUCAAGAUCACACGUCAGAGUGAAACCUCUGGUCGUUACGUUACUUAUCGAUCGCUAUGUUAUAUAACCUAAACUGUUGGCAAUGAUUUAUUUUUAUUUUUAUUUUUUUCGGUGUAA